GGACGUCGUAUCGGCGUAUCUUGCACAUUUAAGCCGUUGCCUUGGGCGAGCGAAGAUCUCGUGCUAAGCAGAGCAAAAGUUUGUCGACUGAGUGUGCAGAAAAAAGUCUCUUCUUUCUGCUUUUGAUAUUUGAGACAAAGACAGUCAUUCGUGGAGAAAGAAAAACAAAUAAAAAAUGGUGAAUCGUACUGCGAAGAUGCUGUGGAUAAUCCUUGUCCUGGGGGGCGUGGCUCUGAUGAAAGUCGAAGGCGCUUCUGUAGAAGCAAAUAUGGCCCUUCUUGCAGAUUCCUAUGGUGCCAAGGCCGAAAACACCACACACCACAGCAACGUCACUGGAGAGACCACCACACACAGCAACGUCACUGGAGAGACCACCACACACAGCAACGUCACUGGAGAGACCACCACACUCCACAGCAACGUCACUGGAGAGACCACCACACACAGCAACGUCACCGGAGAGACCACCACACACAGCAACGUCACUGGAGAGACCACCACACUCCACAGCAACGUCACUGGAGAGACCACCACACUCCACAGCAACGUCACUGGAGAGACCACCACACUCCACAGCAACGUCACUGGAGAGACCACACUCCACAGCAACGUCACACAGCACGGCAACAUUACGACCGUCACGAGCCCCACCACCUCGCAUUUGUCAACGGGGACGACGGCUUCGACGACGGCACAGCCUCAGAAAGGAAACUCCUUCAGCGUGGCCUCCUUCUUCGGCGGCAUGGCGGUGGCAGCUGGAGUGGCCAUCAUCAUCUUUGUUGCCGUCCGCUGUUACAACAUGAAGAAGAAAUCCAAUUACCACGCAAUGUAAAACCUUCGAGCUCUGAACACUCAUUUUCAUGUGUCAUUACAGCAAACAUGAUUUAUCAACGAACCGUCAAAUAAACUGGUCCAAUGAGGUCAAAGAUGCCCUCGCAAUUCGUCGUCUUGUGUAUUCCCCGUCUGUUUGUUUUCCUUGUUUCUGCUGCGUCUCCCCUCUUCAGUCUCUCUCUCUAUCCGUCUUGCUUUCUAUUUUUUUUCUCUCUCUCUCUCUCAUUUGAGACGUAUGUCAAACGUAUUAAAAAUUGCAGGGUUUUCUGCGUUACCACAAGGCCUGAAGUGUCAACAGGCGCACUGCCACUCCUUUCAAGAGAUUUACAUCCUUUUCUUUUAUCAUCGUGUGCUUACAUCUACAGCAAGCGCAUGCCUCUCUCCUCAAUCACUCCCACAAAAAAUCACUCGUUAUUCAGUUGAUUGCUGUUACGUACAUAUGACCGAGUGAUAUAGAGUCUCUCUCUCAGCAACACAAACGCACGCGCGAACGCCCACACACACGCACACUGUAUCGCUACCUAAUGCUCUCUCCCUAACGACCAUCUUCAAUCUCUCGAUUUUUCUUUCCUUUCAGAUACUUCAAACUUCAAGCCUGAAAUGAGUAUCAACAUCGAAUUUUACAAUUAAAUUUCAUGACAAUGUACAGCUGAUGGUACACGCUUCACUAAAGUUGUCUCAAAAACGUCUGUAUAAGAUGUUAAUUAAUUCCUCAUUAUAAUACUACUUUGUUAACUGACUUAUCUAUGAUUUCCCAAUACAUGUGUAAUUUAUGAAGAUGUUCUCAAUAAUGUUUGUGAAGAGAUUUGUGAAUAGUUCUGCUUCAUAGAUCGUGAAGUUUUGCUCCAAAAAUGCAAAAUACAAACUGGAGCCUUUAAAUGUGACAUAGAUGGUCUGUGAAUAAACCAGGAUUUAAUAAGUGAAUAAAACGAAACAUCUUUUUAUAA
Molecule: messenger RNA, 1778 nt
Organism: Pomacea canaliculata
Lineage: Eukaryota; Metazoa; Mollusca; Gastropoda; Architaenioglossa; Ampullariidae
Product: sialomucin core protein 24-like
Exons: 2
Coding region: 176-832 (218 amino acids)
Cellular component (GO): cytoplasmic vesicle
Source: RefSeq, a predicted model, not a curated record